This is a messenger RNA of Amphiprion ocellaris (clown anemonefish), 4950 nucleotides long. RefSeq lists its product as uncharacterized. Gene Ontology annotation, cellular component: nucleus. The transcript has a single exon. The record is from RefSeq and is a predicted model, not a curated record. NCBI's taxonomy places the organism in Eukaryota, Metazoa, Chordata, Actinopteri, Pomacentridae. Gene Ontology annotation, biological process: regulation of cell population proliferation. Gene Ontology annotation, molecular function: DNA binding. Bases 486 to 1121 code for a protein of 211 amino acids.
CCAGUAGGAGGGAUGGCAGCAGGAAGGCUGUGAAGAACAGAAAGUGAGUGAAACAGCAUCACCAAGAAGAGAAACCUGAUACAUCUGCAUCUUUUUCCCUCACUGUGCCACACCUGACCGACUAGAGCUGAUCAAAGCAGAGCUCCAGAUGAUGACGACGAAGCAAAACAGUCAAGCGGAGGACACGACAGCCUGCCAGCAUCAGCAGCAGAGAAGGAGGGCUGCCCAAUCAUCAGCUGACAUGCUCAAGAGUUCAGCAGCCAAUGAAAUGCCAGGAGGCGCCCUCCCCAGCACCACCACUCAGACGCAGAGACAGCACAAGCCUGGCUCAGAUCUCUUAUUAAUGAAUGGAGCCGUUCCCAGGCUGCAUCACUGCACAUCUCUGCACUCUCUGCUCGGCUGCUCUCUGCUCUGAACGCAGGAAAACGAGGGAACAGCAUCAACAGUGACAGAAGGGACAGCAGCAGUACAGGAAGACACUGGCUAUGAAGCGAAGGCAAAGAAACACAGACACCCAUGAUGAGGACACAACUGAGGACAUGGCAGCAGCUAUUAAAAGCACGGACUCGCAUCCUGAUCUCCACCCACCGGACUUAUCUUCUCCAUCAUCAUCAUCUUCUCCCCCUCUCCCUCCACUAGUCAUGCCACCUUCUACAUCUGCCACGGCUCUCCUGGCGCUGGCAUCUCCGGCCACCAGGCGCUCAAUUUCCAUGGGAGACUUCCGAAGGGUGACAGGGGCGCUGCUAGCCGGUUCUGAUCCCCCAUCCACCUCUGCCACGGCCCCAUCCUCCAAACAUGUCACCCCCAGCUCCAGCAUGGAGUUUGAGGCGGCCAGGAGGCGCCUCCUGGAGGUGGAGGAACGUCAGCGUGUCAUCAGAGAGAUGGAGCGACGGCUGGAGGAGCUUAGGGAGGUGUUUGUGCGCUCGGAGCAGGAGGUGGUGGUUCACGGGGAGCUGGUGUCACGGAUAUCUAGUGCAGCCCAGCAGGGGGAGCUGUACGUGGCAGAGAACAGCCAACGGUUGAAGAAAGGCAUGAGGUUCAAGAAACACCGGCCCACCAUCGUCUUUUCCUCCAUGCUUGGACUUCGCACGUGCCUCCCCUGGCCUGUGAAGCUCAAAUAAGACAAUAGAGGCUUGCAUUUUAUCCAUCACUUUAGAAAUGUGCUUUAUAUAACUGGGAGGGUAGGCUCCCAUUCUUUAGCUAUCACUCAUUGACGCGGCUGCUCUCUAGUUUCCACCGUUAUGCUCUUGUAUCCAGAGGCUGGUCCUCAAGGGCUUUAGAGUGCCUACAAUAAUCACACAUGCUAGUAAGGAGCUUCCCAUUCAGUGCGGUUCUGAGGAAAUUCUCUGGCUAGAAAAACAAUCGGGCCAGUAUCAGUGCAAUGUGUACAGGAUGUCAUUAUACCUUCAUUGUUCUCACAGGUGCAUUGCUGCUUGCAGUUUGGUGUGGUGUGGGACUUGCAUACGUGGUGCAUGGAUGAGUCAUUUUUCAGGUGAUGUGGGAGGAGAGGUUCAGACUGGCCCUUGAGGUAUCGAGUUCUUUGUUGUACAUCACUGAACUUACGCAGCAAUGCACAAAAAGCCAAUGAGGAUUAUGUAACGUUAGCCUUCUCAGUGGAGGGAGAGGAAAGGAGUGAGUGAGACGGCAAAAAAAUGAUGAGGAGAUAGAUGAAGGCAUGGGACAAUCUGCUAUUAAGACAGGAGUGAAGGACAGUGAAAGUGGAGAUGUCAAUCUAAAGACUGCUGCACCAUUAUAUAAAACCAAGAAUGCAGUAACAGGAAAAGGUGGUGGUGAAAUUGCACAAAUUGUGGAACUGAAUUGGCUGAGAAAACGUGCCUUGGCUCCUCUGAGACCACUCGUCCACUAUCACAGCAUCUGUUUUGACAGCAUAAACAAGGAAAGAUAUUCACCUGUGGCCUCUUUUUAUCCAGUCACUUAGCAACCGCUCAUCUCCCUAUCCUAAAUCCACUUCUGCAAACAUACAGAAUGUAUCCAGCCGAGUGUUGUAACUACAACACUGUGUGACAGCUGUAGAGUUCCCUCCUGAAGGAUUAGGAGCUAGUAUUUCUACCGCUUUAUUUAAAAAAAAAAAACAAUUAGAACUGGCUGUGUAGUCAAAAAUAUUACUGAUGGAGGCUUGUUGUGACAUUUAUGUGAAGAUUAAGUUAAGUCAUGCAUGCAUCAGCAGGGAAAGCCAGGGCAGGCCAUCACUAUUUGGUGUUGUAAUUGACAAUAGCAAGCUGUUUAGAGUUGCCUCUUAGAAUGCAACCACCAUAUACUGUAGCGUGCACAACAACAUUCUCACUGGUGUCAUGUCACUCAUCAAUUUGUUGCACAAGAAAGUUACAAACUAUGUUUGUAAUCAGGGUUUCUUUGUGUGAUAUGUGCAUUAGCAACAAGUAAUUAUGUUGCAAUCCUUCAUGCACAGCAAUGUCUUUGUCCCAUAUGUAGAAGAUGACCUAAUUUUCACACUCAUUUUGUGCCCUAAUUCUGUUUCCCUCCCUCCCAGUUUCUCCUCUCUUUAGAUUAAGAAAUGACUAAGUAUCUCCUGUACUCAUGUAUUUCACCAAUCCCUUGCUUCAGCUGUAUUUGUGAGCACAGAAGGCACAGCCAAUACACCAGGGAUGUCUAUUUUUGGCAUUUGAAGGUUAUGGCAGAGAGGCAGGGAAUUCAAUCUCAGCACGGUGUUUGUAGGAAAAAAAGCAUGUGUAGAGACCAGAGUGCAUCGUAUUUAUCUAUGCGUGCUACUUUUCCAAAAGAAUGAAAAAGGGAUUUCUGCAAGUCCCUGAUGGUGCUUUGUUUGUUCUCCUAUCUAUUAAUGACCUCACCGGGGAACAAAGGAGCAGGGCUGUUUACAAGAGAGAUACAUGAUUUGACUGUAUAAUCACUUACCGUAGGUUUCCAUCAAAUCCUCAUGUGCACUUAAGUGUUCCAGUUGUAACUGUUCCCUUGUAGCAAAGGUACACAUGAUCGAGAAAUGUUGCUGCAUCAUUUUAGAUGCAUUAGAAACAAAUUUUUGUCUCUGUCACAUCAUAAAUGGCAGGAGAAAAUACUAGUGAACUGCCCUGAGAUUGGGCUGCCUGCAUCCUGCAGGCAACCUGAGAAGAAAAGCACGAUGCAUGUGAAAAUGAAUGGGAAGGCUUAUAGCAUGGAUUUUAAAAUGUAGGUUGAUGCAAAUCAAUUAGAAUGAGGCCACAAGUUAGCUUUGGGUAUUUUCUGGUUUUGACUCUAAGGGCUUAAACGAUGAGUUUGCCUGAGCUUCUUAGAAGCACAGUCAAAGGGGCACUUUUAUUUCAGAUUUAACAUGUGAAGUUCAGUUUACUGUAAUGAAGAGAACCACUUCGUCUGUGACAAAAGCUGUAAAAUAUCUUCUGUGGCUCAGGAAGAAUGAUUCAAAAAUCUGAAAACAAAACAAACAAAAAAAACCUUUAUGGCAUCAGAGUGAUGUUAUCAAUGUUGGACUCGAGGUGUAGUAUUUCUAAUUCAAUGCUAAUGCUAAUUCAAUUUAAAGGGCAGAAAGCUCAGUGAAUCAAAAUGAGGAUAUUUCAACCUUUCUUUAUAUAAUCUGCUCCUAGACUUUAUGGAAUCGCUGCAGUACCUCUUCAAGCAAAGAAUAUGUUGCAGAUUCAAUGUUACUGUUGAGCAGCCAGGAUGACCUUAUCCUUGAAUGUUGACAAACUCUAUCAAAGCAUUCCACACGGCCAAGGUAACCACUGCUUGCUGUAUUUGUGCACAUCUAUACUAAAAUGUAUCCAGCUCAGAUAGUUGCUAGCAAGAUGCUUUUGCAGAAUAAAAGGGUCGCACAGGCCUUAAACAUGCAUUCAUGGUCCUAUGUACAUAGCUAGAGUUCUACCUGAAUAUACAGCUGGCCUAUAUAUUACUUUUAACAUGCCUUAUGCAACAUUUGUGCAUUGGCAAUUUUAAUAACGAUGGUGAUGAUUAAGGUGAACUCGUGACUAUCAUAGACUUCAUCCAAAAACAUCUUUAUCUGAGGAGGAAAACAUUCUAGUCAUGCACUGCUGUGGGACUGCACUUUUUGUGUUUUCUAUGAAUGAAAAAAAAAGACUACGUUUCCCAAAGAUCUCUGGGCCCACUUGCAGAAUGAAUGUAAUUGUUACUCAAGUGUUUCUGUUGUUUUUCCUGAACACUGACUACACAGUAGAAUCGCAUCGGUCUUGUUUGAGCCUGUGGUUGGCGAUAAAUGCCCUUGUAUUUGCUUUUUAUUCUGCUGGAAUCACUUUCAAGGUGAGAAAACUUCUCAUACAAGCGACUGCGGCUUUUAAACUGAAAGGAAUAAAUGUUUGGAGAACUGGAAACUCACAACCCUUUACUGACAGAUGCUGGCCAACCACAGGUCUAAACUCUUCCUGAUGUUUCUUUAUCCUUCUGAAUGUUUUACUAUUUUGUGUUUGUGUAGUGUAGUAUGAUGUGUAUUUACGUUAAGAGCACAGAAAUUUCCAUUUUCCUCAAAUCAGGUGUUUAUUACCUUUUAUUCAUAGUACAAUAUUUUUGUUGAUUGAGAGCUGUAUAUUCUACUUCAGUAUGAAUGUUAAGUCAAACUUACGAAAUGUUAUUUAAUAAUUCAAGAGCAACUGCAGGUUUGGCAUUCAUUUACUUUCAGUUAUAAAUAUGAAAUGGAACAGGUAACUGUAUUAAUUACAGAUUUAAAAGUCAGCUGAAAUAGACGUUAGCUCACUACAAACCUUGAUGUAUCUAAUGUACCAGCUUUCAAAAAAAAAGGCUUUUGCGUUCUGCUGCGAUGUGAAAUAAUGAAUGUUCUGCCCUGUUUUAUGCUUAAACUUGCUGCCACUUAUUUGUUUUCUUACACUGUUAUUUACUGAAGCACAGAGCUACAAUGAGCAACACUAGGAAAACAUUAAAAUGUUUCAUUUUAAUUAGUUUUUGUAAGAUAGGCUGAAUUAUUAGAAUAAAUGGACUAAAUUACUCAAA